AUGCCUCAGUUGCUGCAGAACAUUCACGGGAUCAUCGAAGCCUUUGGAUGCUAUGCCAGGUCAGAGGGUGGCUGCAAAGUGCUCACUCGUGGGGAACUGAAGAGGCUGCUGGAACAUGAGCUUGCUGAUGUCAUAGUGAAUCCCCAUGAUCCCUCCACGGUGGAUGAAGUCCUGCGCCUGCUGGAUGAAGAUAACACAGGGACUGUAGAAUUCAAGGAAUUCCUAGUCUUAGUGUUUAAAGUGGCUCGGGCCUGCUUUAAGACAUUGAGUGAGAGUUCUAGAGAUGCUUGCAUGUCUGACAAGUCUGAACGCUGCUCUCCUGGAUCCGAGAAAGAGCUGGAACAAGGCCAGAGAGGGGGCACUGGAGCAGGAAGGGGUGGAGCAGAACAGUGCUUUGAGGACAGUGGCCGUGGACAGAGGGAUCAGGCAUCUAAAACACAGGUCAGGGUGGGGACACACACCCAAAGCCAGGACAGCUAUCCUACACAGGUCAGCAGUCAUGACAGGGAGGUUGAGUCUCAAAGACAGGAGAUAGAAAGCCAGCAAACACAAGUGACAGGACAGGAGGAGCAGACCCCGAGAAGAGAAGACCAGAGUUGGGCCAGAGAGAGGAGGUCAGAGAGGCAGUCACAGAUUAGCCAACAGAAAGAGGAGACCAUAGCUAGACCCACAACUCAGACCCAAGAAAGUGCCUUCCAGACACAAGGGUCCACCUGUGGCCAUAGCCAAGACAGGAGCCAGGCAGACCAAGCUGCCACACAACACUACCAGACACAGGCAGGGUCUCAUACUCAGAUACACACCCCGACGGUAGAACAGGGAUGGAGGCGGCAGACAGGAAGUGAUAGCAUCCAGACACAGGGAUCCACCUAUGACCAGAACCCAGAGACUGAGACUCAAGGCCAAGAUAGGAACCAGGCAGGCCAGGCUGCUAAAGAACACUACCAGGAACAAACAUGCACACACACCACGAUGACACAACAAGGCAGGAGUCAGCAGGCAGAAAAUAGCAGUGUCCAGACACAUGGGUCCAUCUAUGACCAAAACAGAAGGACUGAGAUCCAUGGGCAAGACAGCAGUCAUGCAGGACAGAUAGGGACAGGACACUUCCAGACACAGACUUUGGAGCAUGAUAGGAGCCAGUCUGAAAGUCAGGUACGGGAUCCAGAAAAGAGACAGACUCAGAUACAGUCAGGCAUGGAGCAAAGCUAUACACCAGUAAGCAACUAUGAGACAGGAGAGCCAAUACUAGGAGGUCAGGUCCAGACUAAGACAAGCACUGUGAAAGAAAGACCAGACUGGAACAGUGGUCACCCAAGUCCAAAGGGAGGGCAGGGAGAGAGGGUACCCACUGUGAUUAGAGAUGAGUGGGUCAAUGACCACACGAGGGAAAUAGUGAUCUGUAGCCAGGAUCCAGGUAGCCUGCACUCUCUUGCUCCCCCAGCUCAGGGCCAGGAAGCAGCACAGAUGGAGGAGAAGAAAGGAAUCACAGCUAAGGGGCAAUAUUCAUUCUUGAAGACAAACCAGCCAUGACUUUCCCUGACUCCAGUGCCCAGUACCAAAAGACAGCCGGACUCACUCCCUGCCCUGCCCUGCCCUGCCCUGUCUUGCCCUGCUCUGCCCUGGAACACUGAUGGACAGCCAUUAUUCUUCUCAUUUGGUUCUUUCUUAGUGGUCAUUUCUACCGGGAGCUAUCUUGUCUAAACUCACUUCUCUUGCCUGCUUUGCUGUGCAGACACUCUCAGAAACAGGAAGACAUAGAAGAGGCCAUCUCUUUCACAGAAUUCCCUUCAUCUUUCAGGGGCUUUUCAGAGCUGUUUUAUCUCUGCUGUCUGUCCAUUCCAUUUAAAUGCAUCAAUAAAAGCUUAAACACUGA
Mesocricetus auratus (golden hamster) is the source of this 1876-nucleotide messenger RNA. It is a transcript of the gene Crnn, whose product is annotated as cornulin. Gene Ontology annotation, molecular function: calcium ion binding; transition metal ion binding. Gene Ontology annotation, cellular component: cytoplasm. Bases 1 to 1533 code for a protein of 510 amino acids. The transcript is spliced from 2 exons. The record is from RefSeq and is a predicted model, not a curated record. NCBI's taxonomy places the organism in Eukaryota, Metazoa, Chordata, Mammalia, Rodentia, Cricetidae. Gene Ontology annotation, biological process: regulation of phosphatidylinositol 3-kinase/protein kinase B signal transduction; positive regulation of cell cycle G1/S phase transition; cellular response to cytokine stimulus.